AUGUGCAUGGAUCCCAGGUCAAAAUGCGCCAAGUGCGGCAUCCUCCACCUAGAGUCGUGCAACGUCAUCGUCAAAGAAGGCGACAGGGCUCUCGUGUGCAAGGACUGCACAGAAGACAUCGACUCCGGUGAUGACGGAGCACGCGCUACAAAGAAGCGGAGGAAAGGCGAGAAGGUCACGUUGCCGGAGGGCGACAGCACUGUGGAGGUGGAUACGAGCAUGUCGCGGAACACGGUUGUCCACGCAGAGGAACUUUUUGCCUCACGAACCAACACGUACACGGGCGGCUCUCCGCUCAAGACCUACAACCGCCCCAAACUUGCCAUCGUCGACCUCACGCGCCAGGACUUCUUAUUCAAGGACACGCCGGCCUCUAAAAACGUCUUGAAGAAUGCUGUUGAGGGCCUUAUGGAGGUGUUGGACGAGAAAGGGACGAUUGCGUGUGCCAUCCCUCGUCCCUGGUAUUUUAAAGGCAACCUGCUUGUGGGGGCCUUCAAAGAAUUCCCCGACAAGUUGUUCAUCGAUCCAACUCCGGUCGUCAUCUCCUACCAGAGCGUCUCUGGAGGCGCUCAACACAAGAGCCACGAGCUGCUGCACCGCAACCAGCAGGAACACGUGCUGAUGGUGCAUCGCGCACCUCCAGCUGCAGGUGGCACAGUGAACUUCACGUGCAACAGACGUGUUGUGGUGUCGGAUGUGUUCGGCCACUCGCGAGGCAACAUUCCACACGCACGACAUGUCAUCCAGUUGGAAAACUUGCCCGCCGGGGCACCCAACGGGGGCUCGCGGACGUUCUUUCCUCCGACCGCAUCGCAGUAUUUCAUCGCGAGGUUCACCAACGCCGGCGACACGGUGCUAGGAGUUGGCGUCGAAAGUACAACAGUCGCAGAGGAUGCCAUCUCACGGGGGCGCCGGGUCGAGUUUUACGUGACGGAUGAGUCCAAGCGCGCUAGUCUGCAGGCGAAGAUCAGCUCGACCUUUCAUAAGGCGCACAGCUCGGGCAUGUUCCAGAGCCGACGUGUAGGGAAGGAGGUUGUGGUCGGUCCGAACUGCUUACCUGCUGGCCUUCCGCCGUCCACUGUGCCCGAGCGUGUGUCCGGAGCCCUCAAAGCGGCACUGGAGAAGGAACCAGACGAACCAGACGUUCUUACGGCAUCUUACACCGUAGCUCAGACGAUCGCCAAGACAACCCACCUCACCCUUCAGGGUGACCACCACAGCCCCAAGCUAAUGACGAAGAAGCCGAGGAGAGCCAGUAAGGCGCGGAAAGAGGUGUCCGACAUCCCCGUGUGGGGCGAAUUGAUCGUUUACCCUUCGGCCCAGGCCGCCAAGGAUUCGCUGACCCAAGAGGAGGUGGAUGAAGAGUACGUUCGUCUCCUCCGAAUCGCCACCAACGCUUAGCUUCAGCUUAUGCUGGAACCGGGUACGGAGCGUUGCACUCCUGAGGCAGGGUUGUACUUGAGGGUGGCUGCGACGUGCCCCGUCUUUUGGGUUAGGUCGGAAUCAAAGACAAAGGCCGACCUUGACAUUAGCUGUGAUAUCCCUCAGCGCGGCCUUCGGGCGAACAUUCUAGAGACUUUCAGCUCUUCUGGCGACGGAAGUAGUGGUGGUGCGGUGAGGGUCCGUCAUGUUCGAAACAAGCCUUUUUGCAACAAAAAACUACAAGGAAGAGGCUCUGUUCGUUAGCACGGAAUGUCGGCGAAUCGUUGGCUCGUUGAUGUUCGACUGUGUCGUAGCAGGCGUUCAGGACGGGGAGGAGGAUGAGGAUGAAGAGGAGUGAUCAGGCUUUUUAGCACUUGUCGGCGGUGCUCAAUAUCAACACCAGGGGGAUCGUGCGUAGCUCUUAAAAUAUAGGUAGGUGGCGAUUGCUCUCUUUUGGGUAUCUGUUUUCGGCCGUGGUCGUGUUCUUCGGCUGUGUCAACUAUCAGUAAAAUAG
This is a messenger RNA of Ectocarpus sp. CCAP 1310/34, 1936 nucleotides long. The record is from the annotation of a GenBank genome assembly. Lineage: Eukaryota; Phaeophyceae; Ectocarpales; Ectocarpaceae.